This is a messenger RNA of Closterium sp. NIES-65, 2595 nucleotides long. The record is from the annotation of a GenBank genome assembly. NCBI's taxonomy places the organism in Eukaryota, Viridiplantae, Streptophyta, Zygnematophyceae, Desmidiales, Closteriaceae.
AUGCAAUGGCGGACUCAUGCGGGCGGGAGAGAGAGCGCAGAUGGCGGCAUGCGGAGCGCGGGUAACGGCAUGGGGGGGGGCGUUCAACGAGGGGAGGCGGGGGAGACGGCGGAAGGGAACGCGAGCUUCGUAGGCACAGCCCUGUCGCAAGUUGUGAAGCUUUUUCUUCUAUCCCAGCUGGAGUCAUGCGAGGACCUGAGCGUGACUGUAGCGGGGUCCAAUCGGGAGCUCCUUUCAGGGCGAAUCGCUGCAGUCACGCUGUCUGCACGAGGGGCAGUGUACAAGGGCGUGAGGCUGACGUCAGCGCACGUGGCAGCAGCUAACAUUGCAGUGGACGCCAGGGGCCAAGCACAGUCAGGCAGCGAGUUUGGGCUGCUCGAUUCCGAGUCAACGCCUUCAUCUGCAGUCAACCAAGUCAACUCUUACCAAAACGGUAACCGGGCCAACGCUUACCUCGACGAAUAUUCCACAGACGAUAGCACCAACGAGCUGCCUGGUAGUAGCAUCAGCACCAGGGCGGUCAAAGUCGCUGCCACCCCGUCGGCGACAGGUGACAGUCGCACAACGUCGCAUGGCUUGUCGCAGGACGGCGUGCCUGUUCGUGAGGGGUCGCCGUUCAAGCUGCGACCAGACCUCGCGGUAGAAAACGGCAGCGACGAAUACGGCGACGGAGAGAACCAGCAGGAGGAAGACGGGACCGCGGGUAGCGGCGGCGAUAGUGGCGCGGAUGGCGGCGGGGAUGACGGCGGGGAUGACGGCGGGGAUGGCGGAGAGGGAGGCGCAGACAAGGCUUCAAGCCCUGCCGGGGAUCACGGCGGGGAUGGCGGAACAGGUGAUUACGGAGACCUGGACGUCGGUGGUGAUAGCAGUGGUGACGCAGCCACCGCAAAAGGCGGCGAUUCUGGUAGCGAUGGCAGCACUGGGGGCGACGGUGGAGGAGGGGAAGUGGGGGGAAAACAGGCGGAGUCUCCCCCGAGCCUUUCUCCGCCAACGUCGGCCCCCCCCUCACUUUCCGCCAAACCGCUCCCAUUGCUACCGUUACCUUCGCGCUCUCCCCCCGCUAAUGCGCCCCCCUCCAAGUCGUUCUCUCUUCCGCCAAAGCUAGCUUCCCCUCCGCCUAACUCGCCUCCGCCUCCGCCGAAGUCUCCGCCCCCUUCCCCGCCGCCGAAGUCGCCCCCCUCUUCCCCUCCGCCGAAAUCGCCCGCCUCUUCCCCUCCGCCGAAGUCUCCUCCCCCUUCCGCUCCACGGACCGCCUCACCGUCCGCUGCUACCGUGCUGUCAUGGGGGGGGUUUAAGUCAGGCAGGGAAGGGGGCAAUGAGGGGGGAAGGGAAGGGGGCAAUGAGGGGGGCAGUAACGGUGGUGACAGCGUGAAUGCUGCAAGUCCAGUGGUGAAAAGUCCAGUGUCUUCCCCACCCAAUCUCUGGUGGCAGUCGUUGCUCGACGCCGGGGGGAGUUAUGGGGGGAAAGUGCUGGAGGGGUAUUCUGACGGGGGAGCGGAAGGGGGCAAGGACGGCGGAGGAGAUGGGGCGGGAGAGGGGGAUGAUGGGAGUAAGGGGAGUAAGCUGGGUGUGCAAGAGGCGUCGGUUGACUAUAGCAAAAGUGAUGCUCAGAGGUUUGAUGCUGGUGCUGGUGGUGGUGGUGGUGAUGGUGAUGCUGAUGCUGAUGCUGAUUCUGAUGGUGAUGCAAGUGACCAUGGCGGAUCUGACUGGAGCAGCUCUGAAGAUGGAGGGGUGGAUGUGACUGGGGGUAGUGUUGCUGGUGGUGAUGGGAGUGAUGAUGAUGGUAGUGAUGAUGGUAACGAUGAUGGUAGUGAUGACGGUAACGAUGAUGGUAACGAUGAUGGUAACGAUGAUGGUAGCGAUGAUGGUAGCAAUGAUGGUAAUGAUGAUGGUAACGAUGAUGGUAACGAUGAUGGUAGCGAUGAUGGUAGCGAUGAUGGUAACGAUGAAAGCUACAGCAAUGAUGAUGGUACUGAAGACAAUGCCAGUGAUGAUGAUUGUUAUAUGGGGUUCAAUCUGGACGGAGACGAUUCCCAACCUCUAGAUGGUACCGGCUCUGAUACCAUUGCUGCUGGCGCAGGGGCAGACAAUGAUUCUGACAGUGCUGCUAGCAGCGUUACAGGCAGCAGCAGCGAGUAUGGAGCUCUUGAGAAGUCUCAAAAUCGGCCUGACGGCAAGGGUGGUGACACCCAUGGUGGCGGCAGCAGCAGCGGCAGCGGCAGCGGCAGCAGCAGCAGCAGCGGCAGCGGCAGCGGCAGCAGCAGCGGCGGCGGCGGCGGCGGCGACGACAGUGAGGAUUACACGGGCGAGGCUGGAGAUUACAGCGAAAGUGAAGGGGAACGCGACGAUGGCAGCAUCAACGCCAUUGACUACCUGCAAACCAGCAGCAGCUAUGACGACUCUUCUGACUCUUCUGACGAUUCUGACGAUUCUGACUACUACAACCACGCCUCUGGAGAUGCUGCAGGUGCUGGAGAUGCUGCUUCUAACCACCACAGCAGCAGCCACUCCCUCGUCCCACUCUCCACGGAAUCGUUGGUCGGGGUUCAAGGGAAGACAGGGCAGCAGCAGCAGCAGCGGUGGUGGGAGCAAUAG